Messenger RNA from Platichthys flesus (European flounder), 3291 nucleotides. It is a transcript of the gene cd68, whose product is annotated as CD68 molecule. Bases 102 to 1139 code for a protein of 345 amino acids. The record is from RefSeq and is a predicted model, not a curated record. The transcript has 6 exons. NCBI's taxonomy places the organism in Eukaryota, Metazoa, Chordata, Actinopteri, Pleuronectiformes, Pleuronectidae. Gene Ontology annotation, cellular component: membrane.
CACUCGUGCUCGUGCAGCUCAGUUGCUUCACGGUGUCAGUGUCAGAAGUCCAGCAGGAAUCUUCGGCUCGUCAGUCAGUCCGUCAGUCAGCACCUGUCACCAUGAACAGAGCAGUUGUUUUCGUGUUUGUCGCCUGCUGUGCGCUCUCAGCACUCUCAUUGGCUAAAGAUGAACACCAAUCUGCAACUGUGACCCCUGCAAAGGAAUUUGAACUAGAAAGUACAACCACCACCAAGAAUACUACAACCACCACCACCCCGAAGACAACCACCACCACCACCCCGAAGACUACAACCACCACCCCGAAGACAACCACCACCACCACCCCGAAGACUACAACCACCACCCCAAAGACAACCACCACCCCGAAGACUACAACCACCACCCCGAAGACUACAACCACCACCCCGAAGACAACCACCACCACAACCGCCAAGACUACAACCACCACUGCCAAGACUACAACCACCACCGCCAAGACUACCACCACCCCGAAGACUACAGCUCCUCCUCCUCCUCCUGAACCUACUCCCUCUACCAACUUGACUGCAGGAAACUACAGCCUAAAGACCGACAAAGAUGUGACUUGCCUGAUGGCUCAUAUGUCAUUGCAGAUCCGAGUGGCAAGACCAGAUGUCAAUGGAACCUUCAUUGUUCAGCCAAAGAAGACCAAAGCUUCCGGAUUUUGUAAGGGAACCACGGCCAACCUCACCCUUGAGUUCAAGGAGGGCCACAUCACCUUCAUGUUCAACAAGAGCACUGCAAACAAUACUGCCUAUGUGAAUUCUCUGUCUUUCCUCAUCUCCUACCCCUUCAGCAAAGGAGCUUUGGACCAGUACCAGGCCAAGAACGACUCACUGAGUCUCUUCUCCGCUAAGAUUGGACACUCCUACUCCUGCAAGGCUGAAUCAAUUUACAUGGGGCAAGGACUGUACCUGACAGUCGAUGAGGACCGGCUGCAGGCCUUCAAUCUGACCAAGGCCAAUGAGUUUGGCGCUACUGAUUUCUGCCCAGCGGACCAGCCCGAUUACAGGGUUGCCAUCGCGGUGGGAGUGACAUUGCUGGUGCUCAUUAUCAUCGUGGUGGUGGCGUAUAUUCUGAGCCGCAGGAAGAGAGCCGAUGGCUACCAGUCUCUGUAAGGUGGGGAGGGUCAGAGUGAGAAGAGGUCCCCCAGACGGGAUGCAUGUUAUAAAUUAGUCAGGCUAUGGGGCUCUUUCUCAGGGGCUGAAACACUGAAAACUAACCUGUCCUGUCCUUUAAUGCCUUUGUUUACCUAUUUUACUGUUCUGUACUGUCAAUUAUCUACAGUACAAGUCUCUGUAGUGAGCCACCUUAAAGAGCUUCAGUAUACAAUCAAUUAAUACGUUGACUUAUUUAUAAAGCUGUUAUAAUUAAUUAAUCGGCGUAACACUUUGAAGUUGUAUCUAAGUCCAAAGUAAAAAGAAAUAAGAAUAGAAAAUCACUAAAUUUGCUGAUUAGUCCUUCAACUCAAGAAAGGCAUUAAAAUAUCUAAUUUACUUAUAUGUCGGUCUUUCAAAUUCUGUCUCACAUUUUAUUCAUAUUCUGCUUCAACAUGUAGAUUUGUUAUCUAUUCAGUUCAACAUGUUUCAGCAGAGUCUGACCCACAGAGCAGCAGAGAUAGCUCUGAUUGACCAGACUCCUGCCAACACAUAACCUGGCCUUGGACUUUAGAUUGAACUGUGAGUUGACAGCAUGUGUAAUAUCUUUUAACAUUAAUUGAAACCCCUAAAGCCCCAAGUUAUUAGUUGAUAAUAUAAGCAGACAUGCUUAUAUUAUAUCAAAUAAUAAAAAGUAAUAUUAAAAAAAGAAUUAGUUAUUUCAUUUUGAAAAUCAUGUAUUAAAUCAUUUUUAAAGUCACAAGAAAAUAAAACAGGACAGUAUAUGUUUGCUACUUUGAGAUUUUUAAUUCACAGUUUUUCUACUAAUUUGAUUAAUUAAAAGCUUUUACUGUUUCUAUUCCAGUGGCACACUUCAGACUCCUUACCUAUGGAUAAGCCAAUACAAAACUUUUAAUCUCAACAUGCCAGUAGACGUUUUUUAUACGACAAUUGUUUUGGCACAAAUGAAAAAGACAAAUGACCAGAGAAUAUGAUUCUCAUCAAGUCGCUGACACAGUAUUUCGACAAAGGGACACUAUAAAUGAUGAUACACAUCCCUAAAAACUGACAUCCUGUGUAUUUGUGUAAUAACUGACCAAAAUGUCUCAUCAUAAUCAGUUGAGGUUAUGUUUUUUUUAUGUCAGUGACUGUAUUAAAAGAUGGACGGUUCUAAAAUCUCUAUCUCCCCCUGGUGGUGAUGCCAUAAAAAUAGGGUGGGAGACUGACACUUGUGGUCAGAGCUGUGAUCGUGGUGUCAUGAAGGGAAAUAGUCAGAUUUGUCCCACGGUUUUUCUUCCACAAAUGUUUACUUCACUAUAUUAGCAUGGUGUCAAAUGUUUUGUUAUCCCUAUGUUGUUUUAAAGAUUCAAAUUUUGUGUAUUCUGCUAUCCAGGGAUUGUGUAUCGUAAAAAAGGGAAGUUAACCAGUCUCUAACCUUACUGGUGAUUAUUCAUGUGUUUGCAUUAUCAAUCAGCACAAACGGAAUGAAUAGGAUGUUAGUAAGGGAUUAUUUCUAUCUUAUCAACAUUAAUUGCUCUGAUUGCUGUUCCAACCAUUGUCUUUUUUAAUAUGUUAUGUACCUGAUGUUGUGUCUUCAUAGAAAUGUUACGGCGUAGGUCAGUCUGAUUAAAUGUUUAAUGGACUCAUAUAUUCAUCAGAUCUCAAGAUCUCCUCUCUCCUUCCCCAUCAAGUCCAUUCUGAUACACUUCACUGUCCUGGUGUAAUGCACAAACUAAACUGGUUUUAUAGGGAAUACACUUUAUCCAAUAAGGUAAUUCUGGUGGAAGUUGAUAUAUCAAAACCUGGAUGAGGUGGAAAUACAAAUAUUUUUUUUUUUAUUUGGGUGAGCGGGCAUAUAAGUAGGCUAGACCUCCCUUUAAUGAAGAAACCCCCCUACUUGUCUUAUUAUGAUAAAAAUGUUGUGCUGGGAAAUGACUGACUGGAAUCAAUCACUAGCCAAUCACCAACUGUGUCAUCGUUUGCCGCCAGCUUCUGCAGUAGUUUGCCAGAGAGCAGGAGUGAGUGUAGUGCAGCUGGAGUUCAUCCAACAAGUAAUGCGGUGAGGUGAGGAGAAAUGAGGGACCUCGCUGCAUGUAAAGUUAUCAACAGUGUGUGAGCACUUUGUUUGCCUGUUUGUAACUGCCUGUGACAAUAAAGUUUGAUAUAUUCUGUG